Cryptomeria japonica (Japanese cedar) is the source of this 1608-nucleotide messenger RNA. Its product is annotated as cyclin-dependent protein kinase inhibitor SMR6. The record is from RefSeq and is a predicted model, not a curated record. The coding region runs from base 831 to 1229 and encodes 132 amino acids. Lineage: Eukaryota; Viridiplantae; Streptophyta; Pinopsida; Cupressales; Cupressaceae. Gene Ontology annotation, biological process: regulation of DNA endoreduplication. The transcript has a single exon.
UAUAUAAAAUACGGUAAACCUAAGAAGAAUGAUAUGCGUCACGAAGUUGUAAGUAAUGAAUGCACGGAGUACCAAAAAAGCCCAUGAUUACGCAGAGAUAAAUUAAUGGAGGAAGAAACAUAGAAUUAUCGAUGAUUUCCGAUUUGAACAGCAUUAAAGAGUUGACUGACUGCCUUCCUAUCUGAACUGAUAAAAUCAUUGAAAAUCCCUCCCCACCCACAUCAUAUGUUAUGCUCACAUCUUUUUCUUAGCUUUUUCUUCAGUUACCACUUUUGCUGCUACUAAUCCUUACCAAUCAGUCUUCUCAUUCUUCCAUUCCAUUAUAAUAUGUAAUCCAUGAACAAGAUCCUCCUCAUCCUUCAUGGCCUGUAAUUCCUUCCUUUGCUGGAUCAUUGAAUGCGAGAUCUUCUCUUGUACUCCUCCUCCACAACCACAGUGAUUGCUUUUGUAUUGAUUUGAGAGCCUUUGCAUAUGGGUUGUUUCUGAUAUUCCAUUCUAUUCGCCUCAUUGUCCGCUAUACUUGUUGACUUCAAUUCCAAAUCAUUUGCAUCCGCACUAAUAUAUAUCCUCCUUAUCAUCAAUCUCCAGGUCAUUUUCAGCUAUGAUUGAGUAGUUUUUCCAAUCUCAACUGCAUCCUAUUCGCUCGCUACUAUUUCUGGGAAAAGAAAGACCAAAGAAAGAGACCCAGUUGGGCCUUCUCCAGAUCUAAAAGGACUUCAGCUUCAGAGCAUCCUGAAAAUUCCUAAUUGAGGGAUUUUGAAGCUUUUUUGGGGGCUUCUGUUUGCAGAUCAAUUGAUGCUAUUUUGGGCAUAGACAAAAAAAUUGCAGAGAUGGGUAUUGGGAAAAGAAAGGCAGAGUCUGAUUCCUUUGACAGUGAGGACAUUGGUUUCCCAUCUUUGAAGCCUGUAUUGACAGUAUGUCCCAAGGAGCAGCCAGUUAUUUGCAGUAAGAUAGGUGAAGAAGAUUGUUUUAAUGGAGGCUGUGAGACACCCAAGUGUCAGGAGAACAAGAUACCGGAAUGCCUAGAAUGUCCUCCUGCACCGAGAAAACCCAAGCCUAGAGCUAAGAGGAAGCCUGAAAAAAUUGCAAGGGAUUUUUUCUUUGUGCCUGCUGAUUUGGAUUCAGUGUUCUUCCCAUAUCAGAUUCUCAGGCCAAGGAAGAAAAUUCAGUGGUCUAGCACUACAGAACCUGGAGUUGCCAUAGAGAAAAAAAGAGACAGUCUUCUUUAGCUUUUCUUUUCUUGUCUUGGUUCAAUUUGGUUCUUUUCUUCUAUGGGUGCAAUAUAUUUGCACACUGUAAAAUAUAGUAGGUACCCAUAAGAGCUGCUCAGAUAAGCAAUGGAGAAUAGUUUAAAGAAAGGGUUUCACUGUAGUUCACUGCAUCUGGGAGCCAAUGGAUAUACUUAUACAUAUCCAUGAAAGUUGUUUGGGUUUUAUAUGUACUGGUUUGUUUGACAAGUUUGCUUAUAUGCAGUUUGCUGAACAUUAUAUAUGAAUAUGAUCUUUUACAGUCCAUGGGCAGCCAUUGAUCUCGGUCUCCUCUUAUUGAAAAUCUAUAUGUAACAGAGAUUUGUGAAGGAUAUCUGAACAAAAAAUUAUUUUAUGGUUU